CAGGACCAGGUACGGUACACCGUUAUAUUCAAGCGAAGGAGUUAUUUGAAGAGUUUGUUCCAAAAACUGAAAAAAGAAUGUUCAUUUUAUAUCUAUAGUGUCUGUGAUUUUUACAGUUACCAGAUGUGGUUGAAAUUUUAGUUGUAUCAUUUUAGCACUAACGCAAUGCACUCGUGUAUAUGACUGACGAUCAACUAUAUGAUUCAGGGUUUUUUUUUUUUCAAUUCUUUUGUCUGAAAAAAAUAAAAACGUUACACGACUGGAACCAUUUUGAUUCUUCUCACAGAAUACCAGCGGUAUCAGGGUUAUUGUGAAAUUGGAUCCAUUAUGAAGGACUAUGCACACGCAGUUUCCUGACCUGCUUCGUUUUGUAAAGCUUGGGCCCCCAACAGGCAAAACCAUUUGGAUGCUUCCAUUUCACACACGGCACGCGACCCGGGUAUGUAGAGGAAAAAUAAAGUGGCUGAAUGGCAGGCGUGGGGAGAACCUGUACGUAAACGUGCAUUGACGAAACGCAUGUUUGCACUUUUUGUAGUUAGUUUAUUUUUCUAUUGUAGGUUGGACAGAGCCACUCAACUCCCCUCCUCUGUUUUUGGUACAAACCUAACUCCAGCUGAUCGGCCUUGGUUACCUGUGCGGACUAUCGGACUAACAGCGCCGCGUUCACCCAGAAUUUGUUCUGUAUAGCCUUACAGAUUCAAGCGGCCGCUCGUGUCGGCACGGACCCCUGUUCUUUUAUUAAAUUUGGACCGCAGACCAUCCAUUGAAGCGGAUUUUUGGAAAUACAGCUGGCCGAGGAACCUCCCACAACGAAUAGGCCUCCUUCUCAUCUCCGCUCUCGCCUGGCUUGAUCUACCGAUUGGAGCCAUGGGUGACACAGGCAGUGAACGCAGCAAGCCACCCAGUUUACCUCCCCGGUGUCCCUGUGGAUUCUGGGGGUCCAGCAAAACCAUGAACCUCUGCUCCAAGUGUUUUGCUGACAUCCAGAAGAAGCAGCCCGACGAGGACUGCGCCCCUGACACAGCCCCCAGCACCAGCAGUAGCCAAUCAGCAGUCUUCUGUAGCGAGAGCAGCAGCAGCAGUAGCCAAUCCCUGUCGUUGGUGCCUGUCAGCUGUGAUCAGCCGUCAGCUGAAGACACGGGACCCGCACUUCCCAGCACACAGGAGGGGGUCUCCUGUACAGACACAGCCCACGGUACACUCUCCACGCCCACAAAGAGGCCCUGCGACCCAGCCUCUGAGUCGGAGAGCGAGGCGUCGCCACAGAAACGGGCGCGGCCAGACGGCGAGGGGACGGGCGGGGGGCCGAAGCAGAGGAGCCGCCGGCGUUGCCAUCGCUGCCAAACCAAACUGGAGCUGGUCCAACAGGAGCUGGGGUCCUGCCGCUGCGUGUACACACGAGAGACGGUUCGACAAGGGAUUUGUCUGCCCAAGGUUACGUGUUCUGCAUGCUGCACCGCCUCCCUGAGCAGCACGACUGCCUGUUCGACCACCUGGGGCGCGGCCGGGAGGAGGCCGUCCUCAAGAUGGUGAAGCUGGACCGCAAGGUGGGACGGUCAUGCCAGCGCAUCGGAGAGGAGUGCUCCUGAACCACCGCCCAGUCCUGAGAGAGAUAGAAAGAGAGCGAGAGAAGGACAGGAGAUGUUUGGAAUUCAUACCCCCCCCCCCCCCCCCCCCUUGAUCCUAAACCUCACCCACCUCUGUACAAUUAUAGCCCUGACCCCUCCAGCAAGCGAAGCCCAGAUCCCGCUCAGGGUACGGCCACCUGGAACCCAGAUCCCAGCCCCCCUGGUCCCAGCUCUACGCCGGGCCUGGUCUCCAGCUUUUCCCAGUUUCCCCUCACUACCCCACAGCCUUAAGCCUCCAAGUGUUUAGCAUGGAUCCAGAAACCAGAAUGUGUUUGUCUUGUCACCCAGCUUUGGAGACCAAGUCAGGGGAAGGGUCUGUAUGCAAAUGACAUCACCCUGCCAGUCAGACUUUCAGACAAAUAUGACCACUCAUCAGAGGAAUCAUGGUUUGGCCUUUUUAACUUUGGUCACAUGGCACCCCACUCUCAUUCUUCUUUGGGUCCUUUGGGAAUAGCACACAUUCUUUGUAAUCUAUUCCUAGUCAGUUGGAGUAGGGUAGAGACUUGAGGCUCUUUCCACCCCUGGUUUUUUUCUAACCCCCUUUGUCUGUGGCACUCCCCUAGCAUGUCAGUAGGUGUUUCUGAGUGGGCCUAAUGGAGUCCACUGCAGUCAUACCCUCUCCCCGUUUGCAGACAGUCUCAGACCACAACUGGCAGCUGACUGAGAACUGCCUGUCUCAGACGGAGAUAUAAAAGCGGCCUGCUCUCUGUCUCCAAUCUUUUGAGGUCUCUUUCCACUAGCUGGCUGUUUCGCAGUGUGGCUCCUGAGCUGCGGGUGGCUUAGCGCUUGGAUAAGGACAGAUAAUAGACAGUAAAUAGGCAGGACAUCUUUUUUUUUUCUUUCUUUUUUUUUUUUUUUUUUCUCUCCAGUGUGACAGUGCAUGUUUCUGGAAUCACAUUGCUGACCUCAUUCUGGUAGAGAUGGUAUCCGUGGCACAGCACUGGACUGAAUGUGCAUGCAUGCCGCAACCACCAGAGGGAGCCAGUCAGCCAGCACUGUAUUGCAGCCGGCCCAGGAGCUAGCCGGAACAGAGCUCCCGGCACCACACAACAGCCAGGCCAGAACUGCUGACGCAACGCGGCGGCCAUCUUCACUACAUUCGAGAUGGGUCAGGGGCUGAGCAAAUGGGGUCGCUGUCACACUGGUGAUUCCGCUUUUAAACAAAUGGCCAAUCUGAGCAGUUUGUUUCUCGACUCAAGCUCGGUUCUCCGUGAGGGCAAUGCUGCCCCCUUUGAGUGUGGGAGUGCAGGAGGCCACAACAAAAACAACAUGAUCAUUUGCCAGCGCCUGGUGCCUGACCUCCGAACAGUCCGCCUGCGUGGAAAGGAUGAGCACAACUGUGAGACUGCGAAAGGAAAGGGGAAAGGCCAGGCAGCUGGAGACUGUCACGUGCUGAAGAGAGGACUGCCUCUCUCUUUCUGUCUCCGUCUCUCACUCUCUGCUUUCUUUCUCUCUCCUGCCCACUGUCACACACUUGUCCUCUCACCCCAGACUGCACCCUCCCUGUCAUCUGUCCCUCUGCUUUGUCAACCAUAAUCCUUCCAUCUCCUAAUUCCUCCACUGUAAACAACUUCUGUGCUCUCACUUCUCCACUCCACUCCUCUUCCUUCCAUCCAGUCCUGAGCCACCCACCCCCCCCCCCCCCCUCCCCCAUGCCCUAUUGAACAUGUGAGGAUGAGGAAAGGGUGGAGGGAGGGGUGGGUGCUGAAGAUGUGCGUGCUCUUAUUUUGAUAUUUUGAGAGCUUUGUUGAGUUGUGAUUAAAAAAAAAACAUGGCAAAAAGCAAAAUGAAUAUCCUGUAUCUUAAAGAAACUCUUAUUUAACCCAAUUGUGUUUCAGAUUUACUUACACAUUAGAAUAGUGCUGCAUUUUUAGUUUAACAUUGUUAAAAUUAAAUAAUUCUGUAAUUAUUCAUUUUUUCCUUUGAUCUUUUUCUUUUUAUUAUUUUUCCCUUUUCGCUGAAGAAUAAACUGGAUUAGAGGA
Molecule: messenger RNA, 3610 nt
Organism: Conger conger (European conger)
Lineage: Eukaryota; Metazoa; Chordata; Actinopteri; Anguilliformes; Congridae
Product: AN1-type zinc finger protein 3-like
Exons: 7
Coding region: 868-1533 (221 amino acids)
Molecular function (GO): zinc ion binding; DNA binding
Source: RefSeq, a predicted model, not a curated record